This is a messenger RNA of Lotus japonicus, 2020 nucleotides long. Its product is annotated as aminoaldehyde dehydrogenase 2, peroxisomal. NCBI's taxonomy places the organism in Eukaryota, Viridiplantae, Streptophyta, Magnoliopsida, Fabales, Fabaceae. The coding region runs from base 243 to 1754 and encodes 503 amino acids. The record is from RefSeq and is a predicted model, not a curated record. The transcript is spliced from 14 exons. Gene Ontology annotation, molecular function: oxidoreductase activity, acting on the aldehyde or oxo group of donors, NAD or NADP as acceptor.
CUAUCCAUUUGGAAAAUCCAAAUUGUGUCACGUUGUACUAGAAUUGAAACACAUCCAUAUGAUAUGUGUCAUCAUCAAUGUCGGUUUCCGAAAUCGAAAAGUACAGACAGAUAAUGAUAAAAUAAGAAAAAACCCGUCCAAACAGCUAACAAAUCUGAUUAACUCACUUCAGCAAUCAACUCAUUCAUCUCCACCUCACUGAUUCGAUUGGAUUCGAUUCAACAACUCACUCACAGAGAAAAAUGGAUAUCACGAUUCCGAGUCGACAGUUAUUCAUCAACGGAGACUGGAAACCCUCCGCCCGCAACAAGCGGAUUCCGAUCAUCAACCCCUCCACCCAACAAAUCAUCGGGGAUAUUCCGGCGGCUACUAAGGAAGAUGUUGACCUCGCCGUCGCCGCCGCAAAAGCCGCCCUCUCCCGCAACAACGGCGCUGACUGGGCUGCUGCCUCCGGCGCUGUUCGGGCACGCUAUCUUCGCGCUAUUGCUGCCAAGGUUACUGAGAAAAAGCCUCAGCUAGCUAAAUUUGAAGCUAUUGAUUCUGGGAAGCCGCUUGAUGAAGCUGCUUGGGACAUUGAUGAUGUUGCUGGUUGUUUUGAGUACUAUGCUGAUCUUGCUGAGAAAUUGGAUUCCAAGCAAAAGGCACCUGUAUCUCUUCCCUUGGAUAAUUUCAAGAGUUAUGUACUUAGGGAGCCUAUUGGGGUUGUUGGAUUGAUUACUCCAUGGAACUAUCCUAUGUUGAUGGCUACAUGGAAGGUUGCUCCUGCUCUUGCUGCUGGUUGUGCUGCGAUAUUGAAGCCGUCCGAGUUGGCAUCCGUGACCUGUUUGGAGCUGGGGGAAAUCUGCAAGGAAGUGGGCCUUCCUCCUGGUGUGCUAAAUAUUCUCACUGGAUUAGGCCCUGAGGCUGGUGCUCCUUUGGCAUCCCAUCCCGAUGUCGACAAGAUUGCCUUUACUGGAAGCUCUGCAACUGGGAGCAAAGUUAUGACAGCUGCAGCUCAGCUGGUCAAGCCUGUUUCACUAGAGCUUGGUGGGAAAAGCCCACUCAUUGUUUUUGAGGAUGUUGACCUUGAUAAGGCUGCUGAAUGGACUAUCUUUGGCUGCUUCUGGACAAAUGGUCAGAUAUGCAGUGCAACUUCCCGCCUUAUUGUACAUGAAAGCAUAGCCAAAGAAUUUUUGGAUAGAAUUGUGAAAUGGAUCAAAAACAUCAAAAUUUCAGAUCCCUUGGAAGAAGGUUGCAGGCUAGGUCCUGUUGUCAGUGAAGGACAGUAUGAAAAAAUAAUGAAAUUUAUCUCAAAUGCUAAGAGUGAGGGUGCAACCAUUUUGACUGGUGGCUCUCGCCCAGAGCAUCUAAAGAAGGGAUUCUUUGUUGAACCAACUGUCAUAACUGAUGUGACUACUUCCAUGCAAAUUUGGAAAGAAGAAGUUUUUGGACCUGUUCUCUGUGUAAAAACAUUUAGCACUGAGGAAGAAGCUAUUAAUCUAGCAAAUGACACUAUCUAUGGCUUAGGUGCUGCUGUAAUAUCCAAUGAUCUAGAAAGAUGUGAUCGUAUUACUAAGGCUUUUAAGGCAGGAAUUGUAUGGGUCAACUGCUCUCAACCAUGCUUCACUCAAGCCCCAUGGGGAGGCAUUAAACGCAGUGGCUUUGGCCGUGAAUUAGGAGAAUGGGGACUUGACAACUAUUUGAGUGUGAAGCAAGUAACUCAGUAUAUCUCUGAUGAACCGUGGGGCUGGUACCAGCCUCCUGCAAAGCUGUGAGGGGCAUGUAAUAACUGACUUCAAAUAAAGUGUGGAUACCAAACUCGAGUAUGAUCCUAGAGUCGGAAAGACAUUUAGUAUGUCGUUGUAUAUCAGUUGAACCGGUUGCAGUCAAGCUUUUCUGAUGGUGUUUUUGGUAUCAUUCAUACUACCCAUGCCACCCUUUUUUAUAAGAGUAAUUUGACUAAUUUCUAUGCACCAUCAGUGUAUGUGUAUGAUAACAUUUUUCAAGUUUUUUUUUCCCAGAAUGGUCCUUUUUUUGUCAA